GAUUUACAACACACCAAUCCUCGUAUCCGAAACUCGUUUCUGCACCAUGUCUACGUGAAUAGUCCACCAUUUGGGUUGACGGAAAUUACGUCAGACAAAAUUUCAAAUCAAAAGAAUUCGUUUGCGUUAUACUGUCUUGUUGUUUUUUAAAUACCUAUUGUUGGUCAGAAUAUAUAUUUAGGAAAUUAAAAUUUUAGACAAAACUUGAAUGUGACUUCGAGGAUUAUAUUCUUCAAGAUUCUCCAUUCUGUCUCGUUCCACCACAACCUUUUAGUUUGACAACGGCUGGAGAAUGUUCUAAAUUUAACUAAACUAAUUUAAACACUACUCAUUGAUAUGUGCCGACAGAUUUUUCUUCUUUUUUUUUUUUUUUGGAUCGAUUUAUUCGUGUGUACUCUUCAGUUUUUUGAAAGGUAAGGUUUUUGGGUGUGACUAUUUAAAAAUGCUUUUGUCGUGUCAUUUCAAGGGAACAUUGAAAUUGGAAUUGAUAUGUGCCGACAGAUUUUUCUUCUUUUUUUUUUUUUUUGGAUCGAUUUAUUCGUGUGUACUCUUCAGUUCUUUGAAAGGUAAGGUCUUUGGGUGUGACUAUUUAAAAAUGCUUUUGUCGUGUCAUUUCAAGGGAACAUUGAAAUUGGAAAUGAUUGUGAGCGAAAAAGCGUUAGAAUUGCAACCAAAAAAAACAACAACAACAAAAAACAACGUAUCACGCGAAUCCAACCCAACAGUGCAAUUUGAUUAUCUGGGUCUGAACCGAUUAAAAUAACAGUUAGGAAUUAAGACAUAUAAAACAAAAGAACUUUUUCUUAAAUUAUUAAUUUUUUUUUUUUACAUUUCUGUCUCUGAUCCGUUAUAAAAAUCAUUCUGUAUUACAAAAUAAUAGCAAUAAUAGAAUCCUUGUACUUCGUGGCCGAGAGUCACUUCAGACAUUUUAAUAUUAAUGUUUUUUUUUUUUUGUUUUUUUCAUAACCUGAAUUAGACAGUUAAGCUAAACAUUCCUUUGUGAUAGAUGUAUUCUGAAAAAUAUUUCACUUUUACACAUUUGAAAUUUAAUAUUGAAGUGUGUUUUAGAUUCAAGUUUAAUAACUUUUUAAUGUAAUUUUUUUUUUAUUAUUUCGAACGUGUGACGAAUUUGGGAAAAGAAAGGGGGGGGGGGGUAAGAUUUGUGACUGUUACGCACUGACUUGUAUUGGGAGAAAUUAAUCUCCUAUUUUAAUUUUAAUUGGCUCGUUGUAAGCAGUGCCUAACAAAGGACGAUACCAUAGAAUCAACAAUAUUAAAGAUACGACCCAAAACAUUUUCUAGUUACAAUUAAUAAUAUUUAUUAAGUCUUAAGAUAAUUACAAAAGAAAAGAAAAUAUAAUGACAAUCUUCAACUUACAGUAUGGUAGAUCUUGCACCGGUACACAGUUAACAACAGUUAGAAUAAUGUGCCAAUAAAUAAUGCGAAAUAAACACAUAUAAGCACACAAAUACACAAAGAAUAAAACACGCCUCGUAAAGUUAAUAAAAUCUAUCUGAAUCUCCGUCCUCCCCGAGCCUGUCAAUCCCUUAUAUAGGUGGGUCUACCGACGCCCAAGCCCUGCCUUCGAGCAGCUACAAGGCAUUUCUAGAACAAUCAGAUUCAUUCUACAAAACAUUACUUGGAACAGAUUAAUUUUUUUAGUAGUUGGCGGCAUAAACACGAUUAGAUCAAAGACUAAGCCACACCCCUUUGUGAACACAGCGUCUCAUGCGGGGUCAAUCAGAGGGCAUGCACAAGAAAUAUUAUGUAAACAAGCUCUCUAUAACAGUGACAUAUUGUGACAAUAGAGAACUGGGGUAGAUUUAUUUCCAUACAUAUUUUGACGUCCUUAAUGGAUGUCCUCCAUUGUGUGUUAAGGACUACACAGAAUAUUUAGUAUUCAUUCCAUACACGUUGCGACAGAAAGUGUCCCCUUGCAGAUUAAUAUACCAACAAAGGUGUUUGGAAUUUCACACCAUUUUUUAAAAAAACAAUGCCAAGUAUGAAAAAAAUCAAAACAAAAACUGAUUGUCGGAAAAGGUCCCAAGCAAAAGAGAUAACCUAUGACUUGUCCACGGUAUCAGAAGGAGCCUUCUGAAAUACGUUUAAAGGCAAAAUGAGAAAUUAUUUUUAUUUUUAAAAUGGGAAGGGGUGUUAUCCUUUUAUUAUAGUGUGUUAUGUUAAAAUGGGGGGGGGGGGGGGUUUUUUUUUUUUUUUUGUGUUUUUUUUUUGGGGGGGGGGGGUAUUUUUUUUUUUGUUGUGUUGUGAUUUAUUAUUAUUAAUUCUUAAUUUUGAAAAAAAAAAUUCUGCUUUUCAAAUGUACGAAAUUAGCCCCAGAUUAUUAAAAACUAAAUUUUACUUACUAUAAUUGACACUUUUUUUUAAAAUAUAUAUAUACAAAAUAUUUGGUUUUGGUUUGAAAUUUCCUAGUUUUUGGCUUCAAAUUUCCUUGUUUUGGCUUGAAAUUUCCUUGUUUUGGCUUGAAAUUUCCUUGUUUUGGCUUGUUUCGAUUUGUUUGGUUUUUGUUGUUUUUUUUUUGUUUUUGUUUUUUUUUUCUUUUUCUUUUCGUACUUUUUUUGGUUGUAAUUGGUUGAGAUGUGUCUAAUAGAGAUGUUAAACAAUAUUAGGGACUGGAGAAGAGGGGGUUGGGUGCAAGUCAAGAGAUGUUAUAAUUUUUUUAAAAUAUAUAUAUACAAAAUAUUUGGUUUUGGUUUGAAAUUUCCUAGUUUUUGGCUUCAAAUUUCUUUGUUUUUGUUUUAAAUUUCCUUGUUUUGGCUUGAAAUUUCCUUGUUUUGGUUUGUUUCGAUUUGUUUGGUUUUUGUUGUUUUUUUUUUGUUUUUGUUUUUUUUUUCUUUUUCUUUUCGUACUUUAUUUGGUUGUAAUUGGUUGAGAUGUGUCUAAUAGAGAUGUUAAACAAUAUUAGGGACUGGAGAAGAGGGGGUUGGGUGCAAGUCAAUAGAUGUUAUACAGCGUUAUAAGUGGGUAGACGUGGGUCAAUAAUGAAAUAUUUUGUCUUAAAUAAUGUUGGCACGCCCCUGAUGACAUAGCGUCACGGGGAGCAGAGCAGUACGGAUGUUUGCAAUACACUGUACCUAUGGAAACCUAGUUCUACAGAUAUUAGCAAUAUACUGUACUUUUGGAUACAUAAUUUUACGGAUAUUUGCACUAAGCUUUACUUAUAGAGAUAUAGUUGUACAUAUAUUUGCAAUAUGCUGUCUCAUGUAGACAUAGUUGUACAGAUAUUUGCACUAUGCUGUGCUUAUAAAGAUAUACUAGUACAUAUAUUUGCAAUCUGCUGUGCUUAUAGAGACAUAUUAGUACGUAUAUUUGCAAUAUGCUGUGCUUAUAGAGACGUAUUAGUACAUAUAUUUGCAGUAUGCUCUACUUAUAAAGACAUAUUAGUACAUAUAUUUGCAAUAUGCUCUACUUAUAGAGACAUAUUAGCACAUAUGUUUGCAAUAUGCUGUACUUAUAGAGACAUAUUAGUACAUAUAUUUGCAAUAUACUGUACUUAUAGAGACAUAUUAGUACAUAUAUUAGCAAUAUACUGUACUUAUAGAGACUUAGUUGUACGUAGUCUCAGAGUUGCUUAGCUUCACGGUUUCAAUAUUCGAUAUUUAAAAAUUAGUCUCUAUAAAAAAGGUGUUUUUUUGUUUUUUUUGGGGGGGUGGGUUACUUAAAAAUUGAUGACAUCUAAAAUAUGUGUACAUAAAUUAUUAUUUUUAAUUGAGAUGGGAAAUCGAGCUUCAGAGUAGAGCAAAGGGUUUGCACAAACAGGAGUUGAACUCUUCCGUUAAACUGCUCUGUCCAGCCAGGGCGAGGCGUGUGUAGUUAACAAAUUUUGGACAGUGUGGUGGGUGAAGACAUGGUCGGGUGAUUUUUGAAUUCACGUGGGCGUAGUCUUUCCUGCGGCAAGCAUGACACGUAAACAUAUUUUUAUGACACUUAGAUGUUUUAUACAUAACACAUUCACGUAUUUAUAUAUUCAUACUACAAUGUAUAUUUGUAUAUAAAAUAUAUAUAUAUAUNAUAUAUUAUAUAAAUAACAAAUACACAUAUGAUAUACGUAUGAAUCUUUAUUUAUAUACAUAUUAUCAAUAAUUAUAUAAUGUUUGGGCCACUCACAAAAAAGUGGAGACGGUUGCUUAGUAUCACAGUUAGGGUCGGGGUGUCAUGAAAGAGGGAAAAUUUUAUAUCAACGAUAUUUGUAAGUGUGUAUUGCAGCCAUGAGACCAAACUUUGUAUUUCAUGACAAUUCUAUACAUUUCAUAAAACAAAAAAUACUAGUAUUUUGAUUAUGAUGAUAAAAUACGAGUCUGGUAAAGACAUCAAACGGAGAUUAGAGUUUGUAUAAACAUCAAUCUGAGAUAAGAUUUUGUAUUGACAUCAAUCUGAGAUAAGAGUUUGUAAGGACAUCAAUCUGAGAUAAAAUUAUGAAUUGACAUCAAUUUGAGAUAAGAAAUUGUAUAGACAUCAAUCUGUGAUAGUUGUAAAAAGUCCAGACACUAGCCGAAAUGUCUAAGGGGAAUGUUGGUUAUAUUCUAUCUAACAACAUAUCUCUCGAUAAUCACAUCUCUCACAUGUGUUGCUCUGCAUACAGCGCUAUUCGUCAGAUAAGCUCCAUCCGCAAAUACCUUACAGUUAGUGCAACAAAAACUCUAGUCUGUGCUCUUGUUCUCUCUCGUCUUGACUAUUGUAAUUCUCUUCUAUCAGGUUCACCAAAUCAUUUCUUAGAAAAAUUACAAAAGGUUCAAAACUCAGCCGCUAGGCUAAUUCUAAAGGCAAGAAAACGUGAUUACGUCACACCACUACUUCAUUCACUUCAUUGGCUCCCUAUUCAAGCACGUAUUGACUACAAACUCUCUGUUCUCUGCCACAACUUUUUUGUCGAAGUCCUCCCCUUCCUAUCUAACCGAACUUCUCUCUGUCUAUUCACCCCUUCGACAGCUUCGCUCCUCCGCAGACGCACAUAUUCUUUCUGUCCCAAAGACUCGCACAAAAACAUACGGUGAACGAUCGUUCUCUUUCUGUGCCCCCAAACAAUGGAAUUCUCUUCCAUUACACAUCCGCAAUAUACCGAACAUCACAACCUUCAAAACUGUACUCAAAACAUAACUCUUUAAUCUCUACUAUCCUGACUGAUUCCCACCUCUGACCGAAUAACGAUGGCACUGAGUGUCAUCCACGGCUUAAAAUGUAAAUAGUUUUAAAUAUACAUUUGUUUUGUUUUAUUUAAUUAAUGUAUGUCAAUUUAUUUUUUAAAGUUUUUGAUUGUUUGUUAAAUUGUAUGUACAGCGUGGGGAGCCUAGCCCUAGUCUGGGGUACCACGCUAUAUAAAACCACGUAUUAUAAUAAUAAUAAUAAUAAAAAUAAUAAUAAUAAUAAUUUCUUUAGGGUGAAUGUCAAGUGGGGAAUAUCUAAGGAGAAUGUCUAAGGGGGAAUGCUCUUUGACCAAACUUCCUGAAUGCCAAUCGUCGGCUGAUGACAACAGUUUUACAUUUAGCUACGAGGCACAGUGCUUAGAUUACACUCUCAAGGAAUUAUGCUACUUACAUACGACUCUCUCUCUCUCUCUCUCUCUCGCUCUCUCUCUCUCUCAAAGGUGAUGUCCCUUUGUUUUAGCUAGAUAAAAUAGCCGAAAGUGUUCCACAAGACAGGGUUAGAGUACGGUGGAUGCUCCCCACUCCCCACUGUCGUCAUCCACCUGGGGCUGAUGUGAGGAUAAGAUGACAAUGUACUUCAGGAAAAGAUCGAUCUCUCUGCUGCUGAUUGCCGUGACGUCGUUAUUCCUAACCCUUUCCCUGUUCUACUGGAAACACUUGGUAAGUCCCGUGGGGUGGGGUGGGGUGGGGGGUAGAACUUGUUUUAAAUCAGGGCAUCGACGUGGUUUUUAUAUUUUACUUUCUUUUUUUUUUCAUAUCUAUAGUCAAGUGACUCUGUUGGACAUGUCUAUAAUUGUCGUGGUAGACCUUCAUUAUUUGUUCGAAAUGUCUAUAAGUAUAGUUGUCAACCUUCAUUAUUUGUUUAAAAUGUCUAUAAGUGUCGUUGGGAAAUUCCAUUAUUUUUUUUUUAAAUGUCUAUAAUUGUCGUUGUCACAAUGCAUAAUAUGUUUGAAAUGUCUAUAGGCCUUAAUCAUAGUUGUCAAUCUUCAGUAUUUGUUUGAAAUGUCUAUAAUAGCCUUUGCCAGCCCUUCACUUUGGAAGGACUAAUAGUAAGCCAUAGAGGACAAAAUUGAUCAAGUGAAAUUUUAAACGUUGUUCUUUUGUUGUUGUUGUUUUUGUUUUUUUUGGGUUUUUUUUUUUUUUUUUUUUUUUUUUUUUUUUUUUUUUUUUUUUUUUUUUGUUUUUUUUUUUUUUUGUUGUUUUUGUUUCUUAGUCNGUCAUUUCCGCUUCCUGCAUUCAGGACAUUAAACACAUGUAAAGCUCAGAUUAGUUUUGUGUCUAUCUCCCCUUAACUGAACUCACUACUAAAAAAAAAAUUGAAAAAAAAACCUAUAUCAUGCCAAUCAUGUUCUUUAAAUAAAUACGAGGCGUAAAGAAUUUGCUUCAUGUCCAUUAAAGAAAAGGCCGGGGGGGGGGGGUUACUUCUUAAUUUCAUUGGUUUUCCACUAAGAGUAUUAAGAGCAUCUCUACGGAUCGUGUUCCGUGUCAAGAUCCUUGUAUACUUUAUUGGUUGAAUUCAUCAAGGUUCUUUUUCGCGUUGUUCAUGCGUCAUAAUAACACUGAAGUAGCACAUGUUCUUUUCCAUAAUUAAUGUAAAUUUAAUCUAUAAACAUAUCCCCAGACUGUACAUUUUAUCAACACGUGAGUAGCGCAGCUCGCUAUCAGCGAGAAUAACACACACACACACACACACACAUCUCCUACAAAAGUUCUUUCAGCUGGUGCGAACGAAUCCACACGUGCGUCACAAAACAGACAGGACAAAUACGUUUUAACAACGAUAAAAUGUACGUCACCAAGUAAAAUGCAGGAAAAGCUAAGAACUGAUUACUCUCUCUCUCUCCCUCUCUCAAACACACCCUGCCCGUAAUCAAACACACUACCCAGUGCGCAAUGAUCAUUUGUGAACUCCCAGACCCGACAAUGUGUUCAUUGAAUACUCGUUUUAGAAUACGGUUUUUUUUAAUAGACUGGAAUAUUUUUUUAUUUGAAUUAUUGUUUUGUUGUUUUUUUCCUCAAUAUCCUUAUUAUUCCCUUUUUUUUUUAAAAUUAUCAAUUUAUCAUAUUCAUUUUUAAAGAUGCACAUCACACUUUCCAUUAAAAUCGUUUUAGAAUAAUUAUACUCUGAAAACAUUGUAACUAUAUUUUACUUUUAAAAAAACGUCAUUUGUUGGAUCAUAUCUAUUCACUUUCAACUAAUUGAUACGUUUCACUGUUAUCCGACUGCAUGCCGUUUGCGUCUUUUUUUUGUGUACCCAAGCCAGCUUCAUCUCUUGACGUGUCCAAUGCGCUAUCGUUGAUCGUAAGACUCUCCAUCAUCCAGCCCCCAGGGUUGGCCAGCCGUGACGUGUCAGCCCGCGAUCAAAGUAACCCGUCCAACCGCGACCAAAGGGACUCGUGAGGCAAAUAGGGUAGCCCCCCCCUCCCCCUAUCACACACCCACACACACGCACAUCACACACUGCGUACACCUUCUGCAAAUGAUCAAGUAAAGUCUCAGGCGACGACACUGCCCACUUCCACUAUAACUUUAUUUUCUUUACAAGUUUCUAUGAUUAUGGGAUUAGCUGCUCUUAAAAUCUAUUCUAAACCCAUCCCAAUGAUAUUCAAGUGAGAUUAUAUUUUACUCUUCAGUAUACAAAUGUUGACACACCGCAAGGCAAGGCUGGUAACCAAGGAAGACUCCAUGGGGACGUGAGGACCCUCUCGAAGAUACCCGCCCAUGGAUCUACGUUACAUCAUUCUGACGUUAACGAAGACAACGAAGUUACAGAUCUAGAAUUAGAAUCGAAUCUACGAGGUAAAAGUGCGCAGCUGCCACCAAUAAGACUUGACGAUUACGCUAAAAACAAGAACGACAUCAUUCGAUUACUGGCCGACGAGCUGAGGAGAAAGCUAAGCCUAGUCGGUAAGACGAAGAGCAUUGAAAAUAUCGAUAACAGGUGUCAGGAGAUGGGGAUCAAGUACAACGACACCUGCAACGCCAGGCCGUGUCCGCAGAAAACGUUGCCAGAAAAGCUGGAGGACCGGAUAGAGCAGCUCGUGUUCAGAGACAAGCUCCAAAUACCGCGAGAGUAUCGCGCCGUCUUGCAGGACAUGAGUCAGGAGAUUCUCGGCUUUUACGACAUCAUCUACGUCACGGGGUUCUCAUCCAAUCAUUAUACUGAAGGCCAGGUAUGCGUUUAAUAUAUUUAUUUAUUUAGGUCAUGUUCAUUAAAACAGAGUCGUUCUUAGGCAUAGGCAAACUAGGCGACCGCCUAGGGCGCCACUGCCAAGGGGGGUCCGCCGGACGCUUAUUUUUUUAAGCCCACAACUUGCAAGUCCAUAUAUUUCAGAAAGACACAUUUUCUCUAGUGGCGGAAUCAUCAACGUGGUCAGUGGUUACACGUGAGUUGAGAGGAAACAGUGAUGAAGGUAGAAUGGAGGAGCCCCAGUGGUGGGUGGUGUUUUCUCCUCAGCUCCGGGCGAACUCCGCCCCACCGAACACACACCCCUUUUUCGGGGUCCCCUCCUAUAACCUAUGCUCCAUGAGUAGGGCCCCCAAAAUCCUAGCAAAGAACCGCGCUGAUUACAAGGUUUUGAAUUCACAAGUAUGCGCCUUAAAAUUUAAAAAAAUGCGCUCUGUAAAUCGUUAAGUCAACAGAAAGAUGGGGCAGUCAAAAUUCAACAUCUCUCUGCCACUUAUCUAUUUACAUUGCAGUGUGGGGAGGAAUAAAGCUGCAGGGGGUUGGGAAGGGGUCAGGAAGGGGUUGGAAAGGAAUGGCUUGAAGAUUUUAAUAGUGGAACAUGAAGGGGAUGCGAAAAAAAGGGGGUGGGGGGGUGUCCGCCCAGUGCAGAACCUUUUUUCUGUUUAUGAAUUGACGGCAUUUUCGGCCAACGCACCAACAGCAGAUUUUUUUCGUGGAAGAGGGUGGCAUACAGCUCGGCCCGCCCCAGGUGGAACUAAUCUUAGCUACGCCCCUUUCAAGUUUUAUAAUUUAAUUUACUUUAAAAAUGCAAUUUUUAGAUGGCGAAAGGGGUUCUUUUUUUUUUUCUUUUCCUAGAUUUACUACCUUGAUUAUUUGUUUCUAAACGUCGAUUAACGCCAUCAAGCUGAUGCUAACUGACUCAAGCAAGUUCGCUUACUCCAGCAGGGUCACUAACUCAUGGUUGUUGUUUUGUUUUUUUUUUAAUUUUCUUCAGACUCUCCUGCGUCACCUCCACGAGACUCUGUUCCCACUGUUUAAAAAUUUCACGUUCAUCGUCUACGACCUGGGACUUAAGGAAGACGAGGUGAGACAGGUCAAGAAAUACUGCAGGUGAGGUCCACCAAAUAGUCCAGGUAACACCAUAAAUAGACGCGUGCGCGAAAAGUGUGUGUGUGUGGAUAGUGUGUGUGUGAGGAUAGUGUGUGUGUGUGAGGAUAGUGUGUGUGUGUGUGGAUAGUGUGUGUGUGUGGAUAGUGUGUGUGUAAGAAUAGUGUGAGUGUGGAUAGUGUGUGUGUGUGGAUAGCGUGUAUGUGUGUGGAUAGUGUGUGUGUGUGGAUAGUGAUGUGUGUGGGGAUAGUGUGUGUGUGGAUAGUGUGUAUGUGUGUGGAUAGUGUGUGUGUGUGGAUAGUGUGUGUGUGGGUGGUGUGUGUGUGUUGAUAAUGUGUGUGUGUGGGGGGGUAUGUGUGUGGAUAGUGUGUGUGUGUGUGUAGUGAUGUGUGUGGGGAUAGUGUGUGUGUGGAUAGUGUGUAUGUGUGUGGAUAGUGUGUGUGUGUGGAUAGUGUGUGUGUGAUGAUAACGUGUGUGUGAUAGUGUGUGUGUGAGGAUAGUGUGUGUGUGUGGAUAGUGUGUGUGUGUGUGUGGAUAGUGUGUGUGUGGAUAGUGUGUGUGUGUGUGGAUAGUGUGUGUGAGGAUAGUGUGUGUGUGAGUGGAUAGUGUGUGUGAGUGUAUAGUAUGUGUGUGUGAAUAGUGUAUGUGUGUGAGGAUAGUGUAUGUGUGUGCGCGGAGAUCAUGUGUGUGUGGUUAGUGUGUGUGUGGAUAGUGUGUAUAUGUGUGUGGAUAAUGUGUGUGUGGAUAGUGUGUGUGUAUGUGGAUAGUGUGUGUGUGGAUAGUGUGUUUGUGUGGAUAGCGUCUGUGUGUGGAUAGUGCGUAUGUGUGUGGAUAGUGUAUGUGUGUGGAUAGUGUAUGUGUGUGGAUAGUGUAUGUGUGUGGAUAGUGUGUGUGUGCGAGGAUAGUGUGUGUGUGUGUGUGGAUAGUGUAUGUGUGUGUGUGGAUAGUGUAUGAGUGUGCGUGGAUAGUGUGUAUGUGUGUUCGUGGAUAGUGUUUGUGUGUGUGUGCGUGGAUAAUGUGUGUGCGUUUAUAGUGUGUGUGUGUGUGCGCGCGGUUUGUGUGUGUGUGCGCGCGAAUAGUAUGUGUGUUCGUGGAUUUACACAUCUCGGCGUUAUUCUACUUUGGCACAAUAUUACCGAAAGAUUGGUGACCCCUGAUGAAGAGGACAGGAGAGAGAAAAUUAGAGAUAAUGUAGAGAGGGAAAGAGCAAGGGAGGGGAGGAGUGGAAUGUUUGGUGAGUGGGAGGGGGGAUAUGGUAACGUGGGUAAGAUAACAGAAUAAAAAGGGAGUUGGUUGAAGGUGCAGAUGAGGAUGAUGUGGGUCGGUGGGGGAACUAUGGUGGUCGGUGUGGGAACUAUGGUGGUCGGUGUGGGAACUAUGGUGGUCGGUGUGGGAACUAUGGUGAUCGAGGUGGAUGAAGGUUUGUUUAAUUUUCGAGGGGAGGGGGGCAGGGGAAUAUAUUCGAAGGAACUGAGGCUACAUAGUAUGCUAGCCACCAGGGUUGUAAGCUGGUACGAUAUUACAGAUAUCUCUGCAUAUUCCUUUUUUUUUUUUUCUUUUUUCUUUUUUUUUGCGCUCUCACCUUUCCAUUUUUCACAUUUAACAACCGUUUACAUCUGCUGUUCCAGGUGUACGCUACUGACCUUAUAUUACAGAUAUCUCUGCAUAUUCCUUUUUUUUUUUUCUUUUUUCUUUUUUUUUGCGCUCUCACCUGUCCAUUUGUCACAUUUAACAACCGUUUACAUCUGCUGUUCCAGGUGUACGCUACUGACCUUCCCGUUCCACCUGUUCCCGCCUCAUUUCAAGACGCUCAAAUGUUUCGCCUUCAAGCCGAUGAUCAUCCGGGCAAUGUUUGAGCGGGCAAAUGUUGUCAUAUGGUCGGAUACGUCUAUUAAGUGAGCUCGAUUUCUGUUAUGUUCUGUGAGUUAUAGAAUAUAUUCUGUAACAGCAACGCAACGAAAAAUUAGUUUUGUAGACAACUUUGUCGUACUUGGUAAAAAAAAGGGGGUGGGGUGGGGAUGGUGGGGUUGAUCAGUGGGUUUCGGGGACAUACAUCACCCCUUAGAGGUAUUAUAUUUCUAUUUUAUUAUUGCCAAAGAAAUCUUUUUUUUAAAUAGUUUUUUUUUUAAUUUUUUAUUUUUUUUUUUUUAUUUUAAUGCUUUCUUAUUAUAAUGAAUAUUUUUUAAGAGGAGAAAAAACACAUAAAUUUAACAAUAGAAAACAAAUUAAUAUAAUGCAAAUGACUCUUAGUCAUCAUAUAAAAUCACGCCAGUCCAUACAAAAUAUAUAUAUAAAUAUAUAAUAUUACAAACAAUCUUUUUUAGAUUUAGAGGGUCAAAUCUUCUGAUAUUAAUUUUUUGUUUUUAUCCAACAAAUCGACGUGUCGCUUUUUUUAAUUAUUCUACAAUGAUGAUAUUUUUUCUUAUUAAUCAUCAUAUUUUAUUAUUCGUGACAUUCAGGAUGAAUAAGCUCUUCCCAGAGGUUAUUGAGAAAGUCAAAACAUUUGGAAUACAGCAAAGACUUCUCAUGAAUGACUACCCCAGUCCUUCUCACACCCUUCCUCAGGUACUAGCUGUCACCUUACCCCAGUCCAUCUCACACCCUACCCAAGUCCAUCUCACACUCUUCCUCAGGUAUUAGUUCACACCCUACCCCAGUCCAUCUUACACUCUUCCUCAGGUAUUAGCUCACACCCUACAUCAGUCCAUCUCACACUCUUCCUCAGGUAUUAGUUCACACCCUACCCCAGUCCUUUUCACACUCUUCCUCAGGUAUUAGUUCACACCCUACCCCAGUCCUUCUCACACUCUUCCUCAGGUAUUAGGUCACACCCUACCCCAGUCCAUCUCACACCCUUCCUCUGGUACUAGCUCUCACCCUACCCCAGUCCUUCUCACACCCUUCCUCGUGGAAUAACCCAACUAUUUCAAUGGUAUGAACUAGAGACCGACCGAAAGUGAUUUUCUGAUUUCGGCCGAAGCCGAAAAUAGGCCGAAAGUUUAAAAUGACUUUCGGCCGAAACCGAAAAAAGACCGAAAGUUUAAAAAUGACUUUCGGCCGAAACCGAAAAAGGCCGAAAGUUAAAAAUGAAUUUUGGCCGAAACCGAAGCCGAAACCGAAGCCGAAACCGAAAAUGAAAUAUUAAGAUAUUUUGAAAUUCGUUCCCGCAUACAUUCUGCUUACAUCGAAAAUUAUAUGGGAAAGUAUAAAUAUUUACAUUCUUUUUAUAAAAAUGAGAUAAUCGUAAAUAUUAAUAAAUAAACAUCUAAUUUAGGGAUCUCAAACUCGCGGCCAGCGAGCCAUUUGUGACCCGCAAGACGAUAUUUUGCGGCCCGCUACAUGACAGAAAAGUUUAGUGUAAAUGUGCCGGCCCGUUUCCCCCAUUCUCAUAUAUUAUUAUAUAACGUGACUCUCCACGACGGUUUCAGUGGAUCUCACCGACUAAUCUAAUUCUGAUUUAUUUAUUUUUUAUGACUCUAUAUAUUUUUGUAUGCCAGGUCUCUGGCAACAGUGAGUAGUUCUUGAGAUCCCUUAAUUAUUCCAUUGUUAUUUAUAAAGGUUGACCAGAUUGUAACAGUUGUAAUCGCUUUUUGUGGAUUAUUUGAUGCGGCCCACUCUUAUUCAGACACUACCUCCUGCGCCCCCCCCCCCCCCCCCCCUUAAUUUGAGAUUGAUACCCUUGAUCUAAUGAAUACUUUGGAUUUUACCAUUUUAAUAUUAAAGUAAUUUAAAUUGCUUUACAAUUUUUUCAAAUUUGUAUGGUAGGAGAAAAUUUGGCAAAAAUUUGGGAAGGGGGGGGGGGGAGGAGGGGAAAUUAAUGGAAAAUAUUAUUUUUAUAAACCUGGUCUCUAAAAAAUAUGGUUCUAAAAGAUCACUUAAUUUGUUUUUAAAGAUCGUUUAGUUUGUUGUUAAAGACCGUUUAGUUUGUUCUUAAAGAUCGCUUAGUUUGUUGCUAAAGAUCGCUUAGUUUGUUUUUAAAGAUCGUUUAGUUUGUUGUUAAAGAUCGUUUAGUUUGUUGUUACAGAUCUUUUAGUUUGUUAUAAAAGAUCGCUUAGUUUGUUGUUAAAGAUCGUCCAGUUUUUGUUAAUGAUCUCUUUAUUUUUUUCUUAAAGAUUGGUUAGUUUGUUCAUAAAGAUCGCCUGGUUUGUUGUUAAAGAUCGUUUAGUUUGUUCUUAAAGAUCGCAUUAGUUUGUUCUUAAAGAUCGUAUAGUUUUUGUUAAUGAUAGAUUUAUUUGUUCUUAAAGAUCGCAUUAGUUUGUUGUUAAAGAUCGUCUAGUUUUUGUUAAUGAUAGCUUUAUUUGUGCUUAAAGAUCAUUUAGUUUGUUCAUAAAGAUCGCUUAGUUUGUUGUAAAUUCGCUUAGUUUUUUCAUAAAGAUCGCUUAGUUUGUUCUUAAAGAUAAUUGAUUUUGUUCCUUAAGAUCAAUUAGUUUGUUCUUAAAGAUCUUUCAGCUUGUUUCUAACGAACAUUUGGUCUUCUGUUAAAGAUCGCUUAGUUUAUUCUUAUAAAUCAUUAAAGAUCAUUUGUUUUGUUCUUAAAGAUCAUUUAGUUCGGUCUUAAAAAUCGUUUAGUUUGUUGUGAAAUAUCAUUUAGUUUGUUCUCAAAGAUCGCUUAAUUUGUUCUUAAAUGUCGCUUGGUUUGUUGUUAAAUAUCGCUUUUGCUUAGUAUUAAAUGACCGAAAACCUGAGUCACUUUCGGCCGGAUGGCCGAAAGUCUAAGUCAAAUUCGGCCGAAACCGAAGAAAAACCGAAAGUUAACUUUUCUCUUUCGGCCGAAACCGAAAUUAAGCCGAAAGUUAACUUUCCAGUUUCGGCCGAAACCGAAAAUUGGCCGAAAGUGAUAAAAUGGCCACUUUCGGCGCCGAAGGAAACCGAAGCCGAAAUUCGGUCGGCCUCUAGUAUGAACACCCUGUCCCAGGUACUAACUCAACUAGUUCGAUGGUCAAAGCAAUGACUGGUAAGAAAAAAAAUAAGUGUCUAUUAUAAUCUAAUUUUUUACUUCCCAGCCAUUUCUUGAUUUGAUCACGAUGAUUCGGUUUAAAUUUGUUUAAGUAUCUGGUAGUUCAUCUCAAUUUUUUUAUAAAAUAGAUUUAAUAAGAGUUAACGUUCUUUUUUAACUAAUUGGGAAUUUGAAAAUUUCUAGUUACAAAUAAUAAAGUUAAGUUAAGGCAGUUGUCGGCAAACUCUCAUUAGUCAAAACAGACAAAAAAUCAGCAGCAAGACGAUUUUUAAAACAUUUUUGAGAGCUAAAUUUCUUUUCAAGAACCUGUCAAGAAACAUGUUUUUCGGAGUCAAAACCGAUUUGUGGCCGAUAGGCCGAGCCGCACUCAGGUCGCUAAAGAGCCGCAUGCGGCUCGCUAGACGCGAUUUUCCGAUUACUGGGUUAAGUGGUUCUGGAAAAACAAAAACAGAAUGUUACACUGCUUGAAAACGUAUGUAUUUGCAUAAAAUCAUCGUUUGGGAUUUUUAUAACAGAAAAGUGUCCGCAAUUAAAAAUUGACAAAUUUGUUAUUGUCGUCAGCAUGCCAUCUAUUAUUAACCACAAUAUUUAAAACUAUACCUAUUCCCUCUCUUCCCAAAAACUUUUCAGAUGUUCCAUUUUUUCGGGGAUUCCCCUUGUGCUCACAUGGCGUUUAGCCAGGUGGUUGGAGGCUUCGGCGUCUACCAUCGGUAAGUAGAUGUUCCCUCAGUAAGUCGGUUGGUUAUAGCUGGUCACCCUCAUUAAGUCGGAGGGUUAUAGCUGAUCACCCUCAGUAAAUUGAUUGGUUAUAGCUGGUCACCCUCAUUAAGUCGGAGGGUUAUAGCUGGCCACCCUCAUUAAGUCGGAGGGUUAUAGCUGAUCACCCUCAGUAAGUCGGAGGGUUAUAGCUGGUCACCCUCAGUAAUUAGAUGGUUAUAGCUGGUCACCCUCAGUAAGUUGAUUGGUUAUAGCUGGUCACCCUCAGUAAGUUGAUUGGUUAUAGCUAGUCACCCUCAGUAAGUCGGAGGGUUAUAGCUGGUCACCCUCAGUAAGUAGAUGGUUAUAGCUGGUCACACUAAGUAUGUUGAAGGUUAUAGCUGGUCACACUAAGUAUGUUGAAGGUUAUAGCUGGUCACCCUCAGUAAGUAGAUGGUUAUAGCUUGUCCCCCUCAGUAAGUUGAUUGGUUAUAGCUGGUCACCCUCAGUAAGUCGAUUGGUUAUAGCUUGUCCCCCUCAGUAAGUCGAUUGGUUAUAGCUGGCCACCCUCAGUAAGUAGAUGGUUAUAGCUUAAAAUUGUCUCCCUCAGUAAGUUGAUUGGUUAUAGCUGGUCACACUCAGUAAGUAGAUGGUUAUAGCUUGUCCCCCUCAGUAAGUUGAUUGGUUAUAGCUGGUCACCCUCAGUAAGUCGAUUGGUUAUAGCUGGUCACACUCAGUAAGUAGAUGGUUAUAGCUUGUCCCCCUCAGUAAGUUGAUUGGUUAUAGCUGGUCACCCUCAGUAAGUCGAUUGGUUAUAGCUGGUCACACUCAGUAAGUAGAUGGUUAUAGCUUGUCCCCCUCAGUAAGUAGAUUGUUAUAGCUUGUCCCCCUCAGUAAGUCGAUUGGUUAUAGCUGGUUAGCCUAAGAAGUAGAUGGUUAUAGUUGGUCACACUAAGUAAAUUGAUGGUUAAAGCUGGUCACUGUAAGUAGAUGGUUAAAGCUGGUCACCCUAAAUAAGUAGAUUGUUAUAGUUUAUCACAUCAGUAAUUGUAGAUUGUUAUAGUUUGUCCUCUCAGUAAUUUGAUUGUUUUAGUUGAUCAUCAUCACUAAGUAGAUUGUUAUAGUUGAUCACCAUCAGUAUUUUGAUUGUUUUAGUUGAUCACCAUAAGUAAGUAGAUUGUUAUAGUUGAUCACCAUCAGUAAUUUGAUUGCUUUAGUUGAUCACCAUCAGUAAUUUGAUUGUUAAGUUUGUCACAUCAGUAAGUAGAUUGUUACAGAUUGUCACCAUCAUUAAAUGGAUUGUUAUAGUUUAUCACUAUCAUCAAGUAGAUUGUUUUAGAUUGUCACCAUCAUCAAGUAGAUUGUUAUACUUUGUCAGCAUCAGAAGUGUAUUGUUGAGUACAGAUGUUACUGACAUUCAUUUUUCACGUCAUUGUUCAAAACGGUCUGUUGUAAAUGUGAUGUGUUGUAAGUGAUUUGUUCUAAGUGAUACAUUAUAGGUGAUAUGUUGAUAUGCUCAAAAAAAAAAAACGUUUGUUCUUUAUGCGUUAGUCAUGUCGUCAAAAUAAUGUUCAAUGUUGUAAAAAGUAUGCUGAACGUCAAUGCAAGUUCUAUGCUGAAUUGGGGCCAAGACUAAUCUACACAAAUAAAAGUCGCGUUCCCUCAAAUGCACACGCAACCUGGCCAACGGUACGUCUUGUCACCAAUUUCCUGACAGCCUCCACUUGAACUAAGAUUAUCUCUCACCUUAAGUGCCUGGGUUGGAGGGGGGGGGGGGCUUGGAGGGGGGGGCAUAAUCACAAACCGAAAAAUGCGGAUCUCUAUAGCAGGAGUGGGUCAACUAUGGCUCGGGAGCUAAAUGGGGCUCAAUCCUCUAUUUUGAAUGGCUCCCCCCCCCCAACAGGGACGUCAAUUGGGGAAGACAGUGGGCGGCGUAUGAAUUGGCAUGUUUUAAUUAAAUUGCUAUACACUAUGAUACCUCAGGUAAUAAACAACUCAGCAAGCCGGCCAGGUUUUGCUUCCCCCCUCCCACCCACUCCACGAAAAAAAAUAAUCUAAANAAAAUACCCCCCCCCCCCCCCGCAACCCCAAACUUGCUUUAUAGUGUGGCGGAUUGGUUUUUUUUCCCAAAUUUAAAAUUUAAAAAAAUAGGGAAUGUUUCAUUACAAGUGAAAUAUUUCUCAAAAUAGCAAAGUUUAUCAAAAUUUCAUAAUAUUUAUGAUAAAGCAUCCACGGAGGCAAGUGAUCAGCUCAAUAUAUUAUCACUUUUCAGCUUGGCUCUGCGAAUCAGCAAUCCCUACAAUAGGAUUCAUCAGUGGACUCGUGACUUGUUUAUGUGAAUUUAAGAGGCAGGGGUUUUGUUGUUGUUGUUUUUUUUUUAUUUUUUUUUUGUUUUUUUUUUGUUUUUGUUUUUUUUGGGGGGGGGGGAUGUUUUGAGGACAAGAAAUCAGACCAAAUGUGUGCAGCUUUUUAUGAAAAGACAUAUCGAGAUGUCCGCAUUAAUUUUUUGUUUAAAAUAAGUUUUUAACAUCUUAUCUCUUCCUUCGCGUUUAUCGCUUAGUCGCAUUGUUUGAUUUAUAAACAAUGUGGCACACUUUAGUUUCCACUCGCCUCAAGCCCACAACUGUGCUGGCUUUAACUUUAACGGGUGGCCCUCCCUUGCUCUGGUGCAGUGGUUCUCAACCUUCCUAAUGCCGCGACCCUUUAAUACAGUUCCUCAUGUUGUGGCGACCCCCCCCCCACCCACCCCAACCACAAAAUUAUUUUCAUUGCUACGUCCUGGGUCGUUCGAUCCCCAAAAGGGAUCGUGACCCACAUGUUGAGAACCGCUGCUCUAGUGGCUACACUUGAUAGGAAGUAACACACACUGACAAAUACGGAAAGCAAAAAAGACACGAUGAGCCUGAACGUGGCCAAAAUAAACACUGGAAGCUUUUGUGUUCGUGCACACCCGGGGUUGAAAUACAUUAUACGAAGGGAUUACUUUUUUUCAUUUGUUAUUCUUCGCUUGCAUUCAAUUAACCGAUAGCGUUGUAAAAAGACCUUAUGAUGUUCGUUUACGAAGGUGGUGUUCAAAGAAGCGGGGUAGGCUACUGCGGUUAUAUCUUCGUUUUUGCAAACAGAACAUAAUUAUAUUCGAGCAUUUAUUGAAGAAACAUUUCAUCACAUUUUUUUUUCAAAAAUUAAAUUUAAUUAAUAAUAAUUUUUGUUUGUUUUUGCUUUGUUAUCGCCUCAGUUUUUACGACAUUCUUUGGAUUUUGUUUACGACAUUCUUAGAUUUUUUUUACGACAUUCUUAGAUUUUUUAUUACUAUUACCUUCUUAGAUCUUGUUUACGACAUUCUUAGAUUUUGUUUACGAUCCCGCCUAGAAAACACAGUCUGAAAUUAAACUUUAUUUUCUUUUAAAGCAAUUACUUGAGUCACUACAAGGGGCCGGAUUAUCCAGAGGGCAAAGUGGGCAACUCCCCACCCCCCAGGAUCCCCUUAAGCCUAUUAAUAAGCUCGGGAGGUGGGUGGGCCAGCUUAAAGGCCUACCAUGUAAUCAUUAUAGGCAGCGGUGAUAGAUAUAGCUAGCGCCCCCCCCCCCCUUUUUUUUUACACUUUCCUUUUGGCUUUCAUAGGCCCCAAAACACCUCAUUCCGGCCCUAGCUAUANCCCCCCCCUUUUUUCUACACUUUCCUUUUGGCUUUCAUAGGCCCCAAAACACCUCAUUCCGGCCCUAGCUAUAACUACCAAUAAGAUUUUCUUGUUUCUCCUGGUUAUAUACGUAUGCUCCCCUGGUUAUAUACGUAUGCUCCUCUUCAUACCCUUACAUGUCUCUAUCCUCUACACAGUGAACUAUUGGUCGAACGAGCCGUCCUUGACCCCUGGCUGGCGUGCGCCAUCCAAGAAGAAUGCACCUGCCCGGUCAAACAACACACAGUCCAGACCUGUCCGAAUCCUCGGACCACCAAGAAGAUCGGACUCUGCCACCGGAACGACCAGUCGUCCAUGUCCAUCAUCAUGGCGAAGCUGUUCCGGGAAAAGUACAAAGAUUUCGUGGUCGACAUGAGCCGGUACCAGUCGUACGAGCCACGGAAACCGGGCAACUACUUCGAUGUGCUUGGCCAGAUGGAACAGGAGGACAUAAAUAACACCGGGAAACACUGACGAGAAGAUGGUGGCGUCCCUAGUAACCAUACUUAAAAAAAGAGAAACAGACAAGAACUCUUCAAUGAAAGGAAACGAAUAAGAUAAGAAAAUCGAAAUUCGUUUGAUAGCAUUGACAGUUUUUUAACCUUGGCAAAAAACGUUGAUAUUAUUAUGUUCUUUUAGCCUUAGAAUGUACAUACGAGACGUGUUGCUCUGCCACAUAUACACACACACAAAAUUCACAAAAUAUUGAAAAUCAAUUUGGAUUUGUGUUUUGGUUGUUAAUUAAUAAACAAGGAUUUAUUCUUAAAGGAAAUCGCGACAAUUUUUAGCAGCUUUUCUUUUCAAACACGAUGACGUCACGCCCAGCAAACGGUUAAGAGAAAGAUGACAAGUUUUAAGUGGAUUUUCCAUUAUUAAAACAUACAAAAUGUUGCGCCCUGUUCUAAAGAAUGGCAAAGCUGGUGCUAUAAGAAGUUGCACACAACUGACCUUGCUGGAUAUUAAAAAUGUUGUUUUAUCGAGGCUGCAUGCGUGUCAGAUGUGUGCAUGUGUCAAGUAUGUGUCAAGUAUGUGUCAGGUAUGUAUGAGUGUCAAUUAUGUGCGCGUGUCAAGUAUGUGUGUCAAAUAAGUGUAAAUAUCAAUUAUGUGUAUGUGCCAGGCAUGUGUGUGCCAAGUAUGUGUACAUGUCAAGUAUGUUUAUGUGUCAAGUACGUAUACAUUCAAAUAUGUGUACAUUUCAAGUAAUGCUCAUGUGUCUAAUUUUUGUACAUGUCAAGCAUGUGUACGCGUCAAGUAAUUUUCCUUGUCAAAUAUGUGUACAUGUCAUCUAUAUUUACAUGUCAAUUAUGUACAUAUUUCAAGCAUGAACGUGUCAACUAUUUCUAAGUGUCACGUAUGUUUACAUGUCAAGUAUGUGCACAUGUUAAGUAUGUGUACAUGACAUGGGAGUUUUCAUCAUACUCUGGGCUGCCUUAAAGAGGUUCCUGAACUAUAUCUGAUUGUUAUCAAAAUAAUUCUAUAAUUGUGUUCAACAGGGCCAGAGCCCCGAGCUAAAACUGAAUUCAUGCGCCCCUCUUUCCUGAAAUGUAUAUUAUAUUAAAGCACAUAUUUGAAAGCUGACGAUUUCGGCGUCCCACGAAGGAUUGCACCCAGGGGGCGCGGUGCUCCCUUCGUUCAGGAGUGAGGCAUUUUUAAAAUGAGCACACCUUUCAGAGGAGCUUUAGGAGGUUGCCAGUCAUAAUAUGCGCACCGAGAUUUCAGCACUUUCUCAGACGUGAUGCUAAUGGUCUAUAUGUUCGAAAAUUUUCAUACCAUAAUAAAGGUUUCUCCAAAACAUAUUGCGCAUACAAAAGAUAGCGUUGUGCGUGAUCUUAGAUUUGUUGAAUAUGAAGUCACAAAGGGAAAAAACACAUAUUUAUCGCUACGUAACUGUAAUAUAUUUUUAUUCAUUUCUAUGUUUCUUAUUUUUGAUUAACAAUCGUAACUUUUGUAACCAGGUCAGACAAUUAAAAGGGAAUUUCUUUUUUUAAAGUUUUACUUAAACAUACAAACUUUGACAGUCUGAGCCACACCGAUAACGCACCAAGUUAUCUCUAUCUCAAGCCCCAUAGAGAGAGAGAGAGAGACAGAGACAGACAGAGAGAGAGAGAGACAGAGAGAGCGCACAAUCUCAGCGUGCAUCUCUUGGACCCGUGGUGGGCAAAAACGAUGGACAAUAUCCACAGGUGGUCAUCCUACAAAAUAAGGGCGUGGUCAUCUGGAACUUUCAUUUCCGCUACGUUAUUAUGUUCGGGUUUUUUUUUUUUUUAUUGGGAUUAACUGAAAUGUGAUUUGUGUGAGAGUUAUAAACCAGAGUUUUUACAAAAUCGGUCAGACAGGGACAUUGCAAAAAUUAUCCCCACCCCAACCACUUUUUUAAAAAAAUGGUAUUUAGGGGAAAAUAUAUGUUCUCACUUAAUGCUAAACUUUGUUAUUACAAUAAAAUCGCAAACAAUAAAAAUGAUUCAUACAUUUGAUUAAUAAAUUAUAUGCUUAAUACUUAUGAUUACUUCAAUUGUAACUCUACAUUAGAAAUGUGAAACUUUACUUGAAUAUGUGGGAUAAAUCUAUUGUAGCAAUGGGAAAUUUUACUUGGAAAUGCGGCCACAUCAAUUGCUUGGUGGUGACGUGUGUGGCUAACAACCAAAAGGUACUGCUCUCCACUUCUUUAGAAUAUAAUUUAUUGUUUUUAUUUUCAUUAUACUAGCAUUGCGACUGGACACUAAUACAAUACCCACUGUCAAGUGUAUGAGAAUCACUGUUGUUAAUGUGAAAACUUUUUGGUCCGGGGGAUGUGAUGUCACGAGUGGUAUUUUUGUGGCUAAAUGGCAAUGGCCAGCGGAUGACAGAACAAGCACAAUAAACAAGUGCGUGUGUGUAUCAGACUUUGUUAUCGUGAGAGUUGACGAGAGUUGAGGACAGAGAGAGUGCUUGAGAAAAUUUAGUGAGAACGAGAUAUAAUGCUGUUGUUUUUGUUUUGUUUUUUUUUAUUUCUUGGGGGUUUUUUUUAAUAGCGUUAGGCUAUAUUGUAACCAGGUGGAUCUGCGUGAGACGGAAUAAAGAAGAACCAUUUUAUUGCAAAUGAAAGCGUUGGUCUUCUAAUAUUCGGUGUGCCUGGUCCUCGGUGCAUAGAGUGACAAUGUUAUAGUGUACCCUAGACAACGUUGCCAGUACUACUCGAAGAUCCUCGAUGAUUUAAUCCAAAACCAAACCGUUGUCAGCCUUUAA
Molecule: messenger RNA, 22012 nt
Organism: Lymnaea stagnalis (great pond snail)
Lineage: Eukaryota; Metazoa; Mollusca; Gastropoda; Lymnaeidae
Source: the annotation of a GenBank genome assembly